Molecule: messenger RNA, 1537 nt
Organism: Microcebus murinus (gray mouse lemur)
Lineage: Eukaryota; Metazoa; Chordata; Mammalia; Primates; Cheirogaleidae
Gene: GLP1R
Product: glucagon like peptide 1 receptor
Biological process (GO): cell surface receptor signaling pathway; adenylate cyclase-activating G protein-coupled receptor signaling pathway; positive regulation of blood pressure
Cellular component (GO): plasma membrane
Molecular function (GO): glucagon receptor activity; peptide hormone binding; glucagon-like peptide 1 receptor activity
Source: RefSeq, a predicted model, not a curated record
GCCGCGCGCGGUUCCGCAGGUGGCAGCGAUGGCCCAGUCCUGAGCGCCCCGCCAUGGCCGGCGCCCCCGGCCCGCUGCGCCUCGCGCUCCUGCUGCUCGGGGCGGUGGGCAGGGCCGGCCCCCGCCCCCAGGGUGCCACUGUGUCCCUCUCAGAGACGGUGCAGAAAUGGCGGGAAUACCGACGCCAGUGCCAGCGCUUCCUGAGCGAGGCCCCACCUCCGGCCACAGGCCUGUUCUGCAACCGGACCUUCGAUGACUACGCCUGCUGGCCAGACGGGCCACCAGGCUCCUUUGUGAACGUCAGCUGCCCCUGGUACCUGCCUUGGGCCAGCAGCGUGCUGCAGGGCCAUGUGUACCGGUUCUGCACAGCCGAGGGCCUCUGGCUGCACAAGGACAACUCCAGCCUGCCCUGGAGGGACCUGUCGGAGUGUGAGGAGUCCAAGCGAGGGGAGAGAAGCUCCCCGGAGGAGCAGCUCCUGUCCUUGUACAUCAUCUACACCGUGGGCUACGCGCUCUCCUUCUGCGCACUCGUUGUCGCCUCGGCCAUCCUCCUCGGCUUCAGACACCUGCGCUGCACCCGGAACUACAUCCACCUGAACCUGUUUGCGUCCUUCAUCCUGAGAGCACUGUCCGUCUUCAUCAAGGAUGCCGCCCUCAAGUGGAUGUACAGCACGGCCGCGCAGCAGCACCAGUGGGAUGGGCUCCUGUCCUACCAGGACUCGCUGGGUUGCCGCCUGGUGUUCCUGCUCAUGCAGUACUGCGUGGCGGCCAACUACUACUGGCUCCUGGUGGAGGGCGUGUACCUGUACACGCUGCUGGCCCUCUCGGUCUUCUCCGAGCAGCGUGUCUUCAGGCUCUACGUGAGCAUCGGCUGGGGUGUUCCCCUGCUGUUUGUUGUCCCCUGGGGCGUUGUCAAGUACCUCUAUGAGGAUGAGGGCUGCUGGACCAGGAACUCAAACAUGAAUUACUGGCUCAUCAUCCGGCUGCCCAUUCUCUUUGCCAUCGGGGUGAACUUCCUCAUCUUUGUCCGGGUCAUCUGCAUCGUGGUGUCCAAACUGAAGGCCAAUCUCAUGUGCAAGACGGACAUCAAAUGCAGACUUGCCAAGUCCACGCUGACACUCAUCCCUUUACUGGGGACCCACGAGGUCAUCUUUGCCUUCGUGAUGGACGAGCAUGCCCGGGGGACCCUGCGCUUCAUCAAGCUGUUCACAGAGCUCUCCUUCACAUCCUUCCAGGGGCUGAUGGUGGCCAUCUUAUACUGCUUUGUCAACAACGAGGUCCAGAUGGAGUUUCGGAAGAGCUGGGAGCGCUGGCGGCUGGAGCACUUGCACAUCCAGAGGGACAGCAGCAUGAAGCCCCUCAAGUGUCCCACCAGCAGCCUGAGCAGCGGGGCCACCGUGAGCAGCAGCGUGUACUCGGCCACCUGCCAGGCGUCCUGCAGCUGAGGCGCCAGUGCCCGCCGCCGUGGCCCUCGCUGCUGGCUGGGCAGCCCUCCCAGGUGGGAGAGACCCUCCCAGGGACGGGGAAGGAAGGGACA